Molecule: messenger RNA, 1791 nt
Organism: Syzygium oleosum
Lineage: Eukaryota; Viridiplantae; Streptophyta; Magnoliopsida; Myrtales; Myrtaceae
Exons: 1
Coding region: 134-1204 (356 amino acids)
Source: RefSeq, a predicted model, not a curated record
GUAGCAUUUGUUCUGAGCUGGUUGAUCUCGGGUAUAAAUUAGUUUCAAGUUUGUGUGCUAAGCUCAAGAGUGACUGAGCUUCAGCUCUCCUUCACUUUCUUUCAACGAGCCUCCCAUAUCAGCAGUAGCAUAGAUGGACACCCUGAGAGCUUCUGCUUAUGAAGAAUGGGAUUCUUUGAGCUUAUUUGCAUCCACUGAGGAGCUCAUUGAUUUCACACCAUAUGUUUUGGGCCAGUACCCAUUUUUUCAGGAGCACGAUAGUAAACACAACUUCCAAAUCCCAUCUUUUUCCGUAAAUCCUGAACUCGAUACCGACUUUGCAGGAAUGAGUGGGAGCUCGCAUUAUCCUCUAGUCAUUCCCGACUCAAACCUGCAAACUGUUUCUCAAGAGAGCAGCUCUUUUACUGGCGAGAGCCACGGUUAUGUUGUGUCUACAUGCCAGGGAAUCGGUUCCAAUAACCACACGCUGGUAGCUAAUGAUAUCUCUCCCUACUUUGAUGUUUUCUCCGAUGCUUUCAAGACGGAUGUUAGCAACAGCAACUCCAUUGUGUCGGAGUUGAGUGGCACUCUAAUGGAAGAAGGUGCGUGUUUGAAGGAAAUGCAUAGCGAAAGAAGAGGAAGCUUGGGUCAUAAUCAGCCUGAAGAUGUUAGCGUGCCAAUGAUGCACUUGCAACUCAAAAGGAGGUUUUCUAGAUUAGACAACAUUCAUGCUGGAGCAGGAGAUUCCACUUGCAUUGAUGUGUCAGAGAAUACCAAGAAGAGACCUCGCACUUCAAGAGAUGUAAGUUCUAGUUUUGUUUCUCAAUAUUCUGCUUUCUCAGAUGGAUAUCAGAAUGAAAGUGGAUCUAUUCGGUGUAGAAUUAUUCCUCAUGAACAAUCUUAUUAUAUGCAGCUGAGAAAGAAAAUUAAAGGUCCAAGGAAUGCAAAGAAGCUACUGUCCGAUGACACUGGUGGAGAUGAAAGUGAUGUUAGACCGAAUGGAUCAAGCACUUGCAGUUCAGAGGUUAGCGAUUCUGGAGAGCUCAAUGGAGAACUAACUCCGCCAUUCAAGGCAUCAACAACACUUGCUGAAAAUGGAAACAUAGGGAAGAUCAAAGCUGCUAGGGGUUCAGCGACCGAUCCUCAAAGCCUCUAUGCAAGGGUAAUCAGUUUGUCUUCCUGGAAACAUGUUUCCCAUGCUCAUUCUCUUAAUACAUUCAUAUGAUCAUUUCUCUAAACUUUACCUUCCAAUUUCACAGAAACGUAGAGCAAGGAUUAACGAACGAUUGAGAAUUCUACAAAACCUUGUUCCUAAUGGAAUCAAGGUAGGUAGCAUCCCGGUGAAGUGUUUAGUAGCUUCUACAUAUUUUCAGGACAGAGUUGAAAGAAUUUAUGCAAGCCACACAAAACUUAUGUGCAUUUUGUGGCAGGUGGACAUUAGCACAAUGCUUGAGGAGGCAGUUCAUUAUGUGAAAUUCUUGCAGUUACAGAUUAAGGUGAGAAUAAACAAAAUUUGGAUCACACAAAUAGUUCAGAAAAUACACAUAACAUGAACUUAAUAUGUGUUUUUGUUGUCUUGGUUCAGUUCUUGAGCUCAGAUGAGCUGUGGAUGUACGCUCCUCUCGCUUAUAAUGGAAUGGAUCUCAAUCUGAGCCAGAUUAUUUUUCCUCAACUGUGACCUUGGAGUAAUUUGAGUUUUUCAGUUCUCUUUUCCCAUUUCAAGGGAACUCCAGGAAGCGAAAGGAAUAUAGCGUGACAGUAAUUUCAGAUGGUUUACUGGGUUCAAAUACACUUCCAUAUUUAUACAUUCAG